Lindgomyces ingoldianus is the source of this 747-nucleotide messenger RNA. RefSeq lists its product as uncharacterized. Lineage: Eukaryota; Fungi; Ascomycota; Dothideomycetes; Pleosporales; Lindgomycetaceae. Bases 1 to 747 code for a protein of 248 amino acids. The record is from RefSeq and is a predicted model, not a curated record. The transcript is spliced from 6 exons.
AUGAGGCAGAGAAGCAUGCAAAGCUGGGGUCCAUAUCGAACUUCGGUAACUUUACCAAUAUAUCUGCAGACUGAGAAUCUUAAAGGAGCAGUGAGAGCAUUCGCAUUCUGCAUGCUGAGUUGUAAGCACCAGAGUCGUUUCAGGUUGAGGCGAAAUGCCAUCAUCCGAUUUCCAUCAAAUCACCCUCAAUUCUCCCUUCGUCCAUCACCGUCAUCAACACCAAAUCCUUCAUACCUCAGUCCACACUUGCAUACACACCGUUUCAAUCCAGUAUCGGAGAAUUAUUCGGCUCUAUGCGCCGCACCUGUUCUUUGGGUCGACCAAAAUCUCUUGAAACGCAUGGUGCCGGAUAUCAGAUUCGCCUCUGUCUCUGCUCAUGCCCCUGACCUAUUGAGAUGCCUUACGAACAAAAGCAAUCUUCCAUGCAUACGUAAGAGGGCACCAAAUUCCUUAGCCACGGUAAUCUCCCGCAACCCUAAUCUUUCUUCUGUUCUGUCCACCGUCCAGUCAUUUCUUUCAACGUCUCAUCUUUCCCAGUCGAGCAUUGAUUCUAUUACAGGACACCUCAAGAUUGUUCGACCUCAGUCUCCUCAUGAGUCGCAAACCCGGAAUCUAGUCGCCUUCAUUGUGCUUCUUGCGGCCCAAAACCACUUUUCAAUUGGCACACGUCGUCAACCAUGGCCGCUGAGGCACUCCUCGCGAAGCCUUGAGCCAGCGAAUUCAUUCGUAUCAGUCGUUCGUUACUGA